Messenger RNA from Lodderomyces jiufengensis, 1506 nucleotides. RefSeq lists its product as uncharacterized. Bases 1 to 1506 code for a protein of 501 amino acids. Gene Ontology annotation, molecular function: transmembrane transporter activity. The transcript has a single exon. Lineage: Eukaryota; Fungi; Ascomycota; Pichiomycetes; Serinales; Debaryomycetaceae. Gene Ontology annotation, biological process: transmembrane transport. The record is from RefSeq and is a predicted model, not a curated record. Gene Ontology annotation, cellular component: fungal-type vacuole membrane.
AUGUCUUCAAUUGAAGAAUAUGAAACUAAUAGUGGAAAUAUUUAUUCAAGAUCUGAUCAACAAAAUUUUCAAUCAGAAUCAAUACCAUUAAGAGAACUACCUCAUGAUUUGAAUUUUCCAAGUAAAGACAAGAAUUUAUCCAAUACGAGAUCAAUCAAUGAGACAGCAUCAAUUCCACCUUCAUUGCCUUCUUCAUCAAUAAUGGAAGUUACACAUUCAAAUGAAUCUAUUGAUGAAGAUGACGAACAAUUGCAUCCAGAUAAUUUCCCAGAUGGUGGAUUGAAAGCAUAUUUAGUAUUAUUAGGCUCAUUCUUGGGGUGUAUAGUAACUUUAGGAGUUAUGAAUUCAGUAGGAGCAGUUCAAGCUUAUGUUUCAAAUAAUAUAUUAGAAAAUUAUUCAGAAAGUACAAUAUCUUGGAUAUUUUCUAUAUAUUAUUUUUUAUCUUAUGCUAUAGCUUUAGUAUCGGGACCAUUAUUUGAUAAAAAUGGGGUUUUUUGGUUACUUGUUUUGUUUACUAUUUUUACUUUUGUUGGAUUAAUGGGGAUUGCAAAUUCUACUGAAAUUUAUCAUUUCAUAUUGGGAUUUAUUGCAUUAGGAAUUGGAACCGGAUUAGGUAUGAAUCCAUUAAUCUCGGUUGUGAGUCAUUAUUUUUUUUAUAAAAGAGGUUUAACUGUUGCUAUAGGGAUGAGUGGUGGAAGUAUCGGUGGAUUAGUUUUCCCAUUAUUAUUAAGAAAAUUAUAUUUUUCUAUGGGUUAUGUUUGGGCUAUUAGGAUUUUGGCAUUUACUUGUUUGGGAUUAAGUAUAUUGUCUACUUUAUUAGUUAAAGAAAGAUUUAAAAGAGUUAAAUCUAAAAAAAUUAAAAAUCUAGAAUGUAAAUAUACUAAUAAUUUUGAUUUACUUAAAAGUGAAAUUGCAGAUUUUAUCAAAAUUAAAGAUCGUGCUUAUGUAUUUUUGACAUUAGGUGGAUUUUUUAGUGAAUUUUCAUUAGUGUUAAUGAUUACAUAUUAUGCAAGUUAUGCAAUUGAUAAAGGGUUUAGUGAAUCAAAUGCUUUAUUAUUAUUAACAGUAUGGAAUGCAACUGGUAUUGCAGGUAGAUGUAUUCCAGGUUUAGCAAGUGAUUAUUUAGGUAGGUUUAAUGUUAAUGUUGUAAUGUUAAUUUUAUGGGUUCUUAGUGUUUUGGUAUUGUUAUUACCAUUUGGAGAUAAUCAUAAAAUAUUAUGGGCAUUUGCAGCUAUUGGAGGUACAACUCUGGCAUGUAUUUUAACUCUUUUACCAGCAUGUUUAUCACAAAUUACACCAACGAAACAUUUAGGUAAAAGAUAUGGUAUAAUAAAUUUUUAUUUAUCAUUAGCUAAUUUAUUUGGUUUACCUAUUGCUGCUGCAAUAAUUGAUGUAAGUUAUGAUAAUUUAAUUAUAUUUAUUGGUAUUUUAGCUACUUGUGGUGCAUUAUUUUGGACAAUUUCAAGAAUAUCUUUAGUUGGUACCAAAUUAAAUAUUAAAGUUUAG